Aspergillus sclerotioniger CBS 115572 is the source of this 693-nucleotide messenger RNA. RefSeq lists its product as uncharacterized. The record is from RefSeq and is a predicted model, not a curated record. The transcript is spliced from 2 exons. The coding region runs from base 70 to 693 and encodes 207 amino acids. NCBI's taxonomy places the organism in Eukaryota, Fungi, Ascomycota, Eurotiomycetes, Eurotiales, Aspergillaceae.
CAUCACUUUUUCUCAGCGUCAAUCGCCCAUCGCAAUUACCCACCGCCACUUCCCAUACUCUAUACAGCCAUGUCUGUCUUCUUCCUCUUCUGUACCGCAGACAUGCCAGCCAGCAUGUUGAACGAUUUCAUGAACCAGUUCCGCCAAUACCACAGUGAAGAUUGUCCCAACUUCUUCUGUGUCGUCCGUACCCCAGAUCAAACCGACUUUGGCCCGUGGGGCACCGAACUCCCAAUCAGUGACUUUUCCACCGGCUUCCAGAAUGCGACCGAUGCCGAGCUCCGUCUCUUCGCUCGGAACAAAAUCUCACAGCUCAGCGACGAAGGAAGGCUAGGGGUGCUGGAAGAUUGCUGGAUCGCCAUAAUGGAUGAAAAUUCGCGACAGGAUGGAACCGUAGUCAUGCAGUUUAAUAAAGAACUAUCCAUGUGGACCCAGGAUUUGGAAGAUGCAGAAGAGCCAUUUGAGAUCCCGGGUGAUACGGAUGUGUCGGGGGACAACAUCUGGUGGAAAUGGCGAGUUACAUUCGCAGGCGCCCCGCAGCUGUUUAAUAGUGUGAAUGAUGGUGAUCCUGUUAUGAUUCGGUUGUAUUCGCGCCCGGAAUACAAAGACGAGGACGGAGUGAUUGAUGUGGACAUUCCUCGAAAAAUUAUCCGUGGGGAAAUCAAAGAUCCAAUUAACCAGGAGAAGAGUUGA